AUGCAGUGGCAUGACCUCCAUCGACACCUCCCGGGCUUUGCGGAUGUCGCAUUCAUUUGGGAUGGCGUCCAAGACAACCCACAUAUCGUUGCCCACUACCUGCUUCUGAGAUUCCAGGCGUUGACGAACCACGUUCUCCGUCCGUUUCUCGGCUUUACCGACUCCUGGCACCGGUUCGAGUGGCAGGCCCGCGGUUCCGGCCACCUCCAUUGCCUCUUCUGGAUCCCCACCGCCCCUCCCCUCGACUGUGAGAUAGACGACGUGCGGGCGGCAUUCGCCCAAUACUGGGGUGCCAGGAUUACCGCGUGGAAUCCGGACCCGCUACGAUUACCGGAUGCCCGGAAUCCCGCUUCUCUGGCCCUCGUCGAUGUCGCCAAUACCGCGAAUCAAUUUGCGGCCCUUCUCAAUCGCCUCUAG
Messenger RNA from Rhinocladiella mackenziei CBS 650.93, 417 nucleotides. RefSeq lists its product as uncharacterized. Bases 1 to 417 code for a protein of 138 amino acids. Lineage: Eukaryota; Fungi; Ascomycota; Eurotiomycetes; Chaetothyriales; Herpotrichiellaceae. The record is from RefSeq and is a predicted model, not a curated record. The transcript has a single exon.